AUGUUAAUUCUUGUUGGAAAAAAAUUAAAGGAUUUAAGUGAAUUUACUCAAGCAUAGAAUAAUGAAAUCAAGCAUUUAGAUGUUUCUGUAUUAAUUCAAUAUUAAUUUAAUAGAACAAUUUGCUUAAAUCUGGAAAAGAAUUUGCAUAUUUUCAAAAUUUAGAGACUUUGAUAAUUGAUAAUAAUUAUUAUUUUAAUCUAUAUGAUUUUCCUUAACUUCCAUAAUUAGUAACUCUUAGUGCAAAUAAGAAUAAUUUUAAUAAUUUAGAAAUGUAAUUUUGAUUUAUUGAUAUAUAUAGUUUUAUUGAAGACUGUAAAUCAAAGUUUCCAAAAUUAACACAUCUGAGUUUAAUAAAAAAUCCCAUUUGUCCUAUGUUCAUAGGUGAAGAGGAAUAUUAAACAUAUAGAUCUACUCUUAUCAAAUAAUUGAGAAAUUUAAAAAAUAUAGAUGGAACUCCAGUUAAUCCAAAAGAAGUUGAUCCAAAUUAUUUUAAAUAAUAAUAAAUUUAGGAAUACUAAUAGCAAUAAUUAAAUGUAAUUUAAUCAUACAAUUAGAAGAAUCAUAAUGAAGUUAAAGGAACAAUAGAAUUCAACUAAAAAUAUUAAAAACCUAACCCUUAAACUAUUAAAAAAAGAAGUGAAGGCAAUAGAUUUGUUAAGAACAACCAAUUAUGA
Paramecium pentaurelia is the source of this 674-nucleotide messenger RNA. Lineage: Eukaryota; Ciliophora; Oligohymenophorea; Peniculida; Parameciidae. The record is from the annotation of a GenBank genome assembly.